AUGAGUUCGUUACUGUCUGCAGAACUUUCAGCUACUUGCAAUGCUUUGGGAACAUUUAAUAAGAAAACGGGAAAGUAUUUGAUAGAUGAUUUUACUUUGAAUACUGUGAAAGAUCUCAUAAGAUAUCUGAGGCGUGAUGGCGAAGAACACGAAAUUCGAAGACAUUUUGGACAAACUAAAGUGUUACAAACUGAUUUAUUGCCUAUGCUCGUUGAUCAUUGGGAAAAAGAUGAACUUUUUGACGUUACUCUCAGAUUGCUAGUUAAUUUAACCAAUCCAGCCCUGCUAUUGUAUAGAGAAGAGGUGCCCGUUGAGCGAACAGCCAGACAUAAUUAUUUACAAAUACUGUCACAUUUACAAUCUUAUAAAGAGGAAGCAUUUACCAAAGUUGAAAAUUGGCAAGUCUUUGCUAAAAAAUUAGCUAAAAUACUUGAAAUUGAUUGGUCAGAAAGAGAUGAAGACACAGGAUUAAUAAUUGAAAGAAUAUUAAUUUUAAUUAGAAAUGUGUUACAUGUUCCCGCUGACUUAGAUAAGGAACGAAGACCGGAAAACGAUGCUAGUGUACAUGACCAGGUUCUUUGGGCGUUAAACCAAGCAGGAAUUUUGGAUAUAAUAUUGUAUAUGUCAUCGGAAAAUGAAAAACAGUACUUCAUGCAUAUUCUAGAAAUAAUAUCACAUUUGUUAAGAGAACAGAAUCCUACAAGCUUAGCAGAUGCGGCCUUACAUAGAAGUGUCGAUGAGAAACUCCGUGAUGAUCAAGAGCUACUGACUAUGAGAAUGUCUGAAUCUAAAGAGAGGAUGAAUAAAGUUAAACAGUAUUCAUCGACGAGACAUUCUCGAUUCGGCGGCACCUAUGUGAUACAAAACAUGAAGUCUGUAUCUGAUAAUCAAUUGAUAUGCCUCAAGCCUUUAAAUAAAAUAUCUAAUUUAAAUUUUAAUGGCAGCAAAAAGUCUAAAUUCGUUAAACCUAAGAACCGAAGGCCUACUGAGAGUGGUAUGCUGGAAAGAAGAUCCGCCUUUGCUAUCAGAUUAUUCUUAAAGGAGUUCUGUAUAGAGUUCUUGAAUAGUUCGUACAAUCCAUUAAUGCAUUAUGUCAAAGAUGUGUUAGUGAGAGCCAAGGCUCAACAGAACGAUGAAUCAUAUUAUUUAUGGGCGAUGAAGUUCUUCAUGGAGUUCAAUAGAGGACAUAAUUUUCAAGUUGGAUUAGUGAGCGAAACAAUGUCCGUACCGACCUUUUAUUACGUCCAACAACAAAUGGAAAAGUACUACGAUAUGAUAAAAGUUGAAAAGAAAAAAUUCUCGGUAUGGGUCCGACGUUUACAUUUAGCUCUGAGAGCUUAUAAAGAAUUACUGAACACAUUACUAGCGAUGGACAAAAGUGAUGAUAAUACGGUCAAGGACUCUGCUAAAGUAUUGAAAAGUAAUAUAUUCUACGUACUGGAGUAUAGAGAAUUUAUAUUGUUUAUUGUUCUGAACUAUGAUGAUAAUAAGAUGCCAAGAUCAUACUUGGUGGAUUUAAUAGAGACAGUACACUUAUUUUUAAAAAUGCUGGAACAUUAUUGUAAGAAAACCGGACUUGUUGUGCAGAAGAAAGUUAGAAAGAAGACUAAGUCUAAAAAACAGAAACCGAAACCACAGAAACCUAAACAAGUGGAAAUACCUCGAUGGGAAGAAAUUCGACCGCAGAUAGCCGCGGUACUGACGUCGGGUGUUGAAGAAUACCCGCCGCCCUUUGACGCAGCCUCCGACACGCCUAUUGAUCAACAGAAGGAGGAUUGUAUGAAGAAAAUACAAAAAUUGAUGCGAGUUCACAACUAUGAAGGUGCCGUGGGAACUUUACGUGCAGCGAGGGAAGUGUGGCCCGAAGAGGGUAUAUUUGGAGUGGAGGGUAUACCGGAGGAUGAAGAGUUAGACAUGCUCGAGACCAUUUAUAACACUGACUUGGGUGUUGAUGUCGAUGUAACAAUAAAUGAGGAGGAAACACAGGAAAAUUCAGAGUAUGAUGAUGAGGAAGAAGACGAAGAGGAUAAAACGACAUCAAUCGUGGAAACAGAUUUCGAUUUUCAAGAUUUCGUUAACAGAUUCUGUCACCCGCGAGUCGUGAGCUCUUGUGUGAGCCUUUUGGAACAUUACGACAAAAACCCGCCUCACACAAACCACUGUAUCGUAAAGAUGUUACACAGAAUAGCCUGGGACUGUCGACGACCGGCUAUGAUGUUUCAGGCAACGCUUUUUUUAAUAUUUCAAAAGAUACUACACAACCCUGCACCGCAUUUGAAGGAAUUGGAAAAGUUCGCCAUAUUUGUUCUAAGGAAAUUCACCGAAAUAGCAUCGAAUAGCGGUAAAGUUUUUAUCGAGCUGUUAUUUUGGAAGAACUCUAAAGACGCUGUCGAGAUCGAGCUCGGUUACGAUCUCUACAACGACCAGAGGGAUAAACCGGGCAAGGCGCAUUGGACGACCGAACAGGAAGACGAACUUCGGAAAUUGUAUAUGGAGAAUCAGACUAAUCCGGAAAAUGAUCAGGAUGUCAUCGACUGGAUUUUGGAUAAUUUAAUCGACCAAACUCGUACCAGAAGAAGUGUUAUCAAGAAGCUAAAGGAAUUAGGUCUUAUAUUCAAAGCGCCAACUAAAAGGAGCAACAAGGAGAGAAGGGAGAAAGUUCCGAAGCAUUUUACUGAAGAUGAGGAUAACCUUUUGAGAGAAUUGUGGAAACAGUACGAGGGUUCCUCAGAUCCAAUGGGACUAAUAAUCGCUCGGAUGCCUAGAAAACGUUCGAAGCGUAGUUUCGUGGACCGGAUGCUCGAACUUUGUAUAAUAGAAGACAAGAAACAGUGCCGUAAAAAGAAACAAAGUAAAACUAAGAGUGUGGACGACGAUAAAUCGAACGAAAGUUCAUCCGAAUCCGAGCAUUCUAGCUCAGACAGUGAUAACGAUGUGAGACCGCCACCGUCUCUUACUAUUAAACCUAAAAACAAAGCUGUGAAUAAGAAAGAAAAACGUAAGCAACCAGCGACCGGUAAAGGCUUAAGUGCUGGUGAAAUAGUCAAGCUGUUUUCACAAGCUGUUGAUAGUGGUCUAACCGAAGCUCUGAAGUGGCUAGCAGAGAAUUUAGAAGAAGUAGCACUAGACCAAGAAGCAGAAGGAUUCGAUCCUACUUCAGAAGGAACGCCUCUUGUUCCUAUUUCAAGCGAUUCAGUAAAAGCUAUGGAGAAUCCGAUAUUUAUUAAAGCAUUAAAAAGUAUAGGCGUCGUACCGCCUAGUGAUGAGCAGGAAACCUAUUGGAGAAUACCGAGUUCAUUACACCAUAAAACCAUAAGAAAAAGACGUGAAAUAAUAUUAAAAGCAGUUAACAACGAACUCAUUAUUGAUAAUACAAACGAAAACAAUAAACAAAACGAUGAACCAACACAAAAUAACGAUUCUAACGAUGAAUCAAGUGACGAUGAUUUAUUCGAUAAGCUUAGAAUGAUGCGUGAUGCAACCCCUUACAAAAGUGAUAAUUCAAAUAAAGUUACGGAUAAUCGUAAACGCGAUCGCAGUGUAGAAUCGAAUGAAGAAAAUAACCGUAAAAUGCCGAAAAUCGAUGAGGAUGAUAGCGAAGACAUAUUGUCAUUCGCUAAGAAAACCUUACAAACUGAUUUACCGGAUACCGAAGACAUUCUGAGCGAUUUACCUCAAAGACCAGUUGAUAGUGACAGCGACGAAGAAGUACUGCCGGCGAAACGGUACAAAAAACGAGUAAUUAGCGACGAUUCAGAAUGAAACUUAUUAAAAUUGUCUUAUUCGCAUUUGAAAUUUAUAUUUCUUAAAAAUAUAUUCUAAAUAAAAUUCUAUUGAAAU
Molecule: messenger RNA, 3840 nt
Organism: Melitaea cinxia (Glanville fritillary)
Lineage: Eukaryota; Metazoa; Arthropoda; Insecta; Lepidoptera; Nymphalidae
Gene: timeout
Product: protein timeless homolog
Exons: 22
Coding region: 1-3762 (1253 amino acids)
Biological process (GO): replication fork arrest; DNA repair; DNA replication checkpoint signaling
Cellular component (GO): replication fork protection complex
Molecular function (GO): DNA binding
Source: RefSeq, a predicted model, not a curated record